Messenger RNA from Calliphora vicina (urban bluebottle blowfly), 6093 nucleotides. RefSeq lists its product as uncharacterized. The record is from RefSeq and is a predicted model, not a curated record. Gene Ontology annotation, biological process: peptide catabolic process; proteolysis. Lineage: Eukaryota; Metazoa; Arthropoda; Insecta; Diptera; Calliphoridae. Gene Ontology annotation, cellular component: cytoplasm. The transcript has 12 exons. Gene Ontology annotation, molecular function: metalloaminopeptidase activity; peptide binding; zinc ion binding. Bases 75 to 6056 code for a protein of 1993 amino acids.
AUCUUAAAGUGAACGGUUUAAACGGUGAGCAGAAGUAAAAUCCGUAAAAAGGAAAGUAGUACACGGUUUGGGAAAUGUUACGGCGACAUUACCAAAAGAUGAGUAGAAUGUACACUUUGUUGAUAUCGUUGCUAUUAAGCGUGGUGCUAUUUAUAAAUCUAGCCACAUGUCUGGAAAAUACCACAGACUCACAAGCACCCUUAACUACAACUGCCCCUAGUGCCCUAACUAAACCCCGAUCUCUGCGUCUGCCCAAUUCCACAUAUCCUUUGCAUUAUCACUGGCAUGUUACGACCAAUGUGCACAAGGGCGAUUUGGAUUUUAAGGCGAAUGUAACAAUUGAUAUAGAAAUCAAAGAGUCUACCGAUGAAAUUGUUUUGCAUGCCAAGAAAUUAAGAAAUUUCAGCAUUAUUUGCUUUGACUUGGAGACGGGGAUUCAGCUGCAGGAUUUGUCCUACACCCAUGACAAUCGCACAAAUUUUCUUAUCAUUCAUGCUGUGGAAUACUAUCAAGUAUUUGAGGUAACCAAGAAAUAUCGCCUGGAAAUUCUGUACGAGGGAACCAUGAAUGAAAAGCAUGCUGGUCUCUAUUGGCUGGCCUAUGAGGAUGAAAACAAUCACACCAUUUACCAUGCAGCCACUCAAUUUGAGCCAACUAGUGCCCGUUUAGCGUUGCCUUGUUAUGAUGAGCCAGCUUUUAAGGCCAAUUUCACAAUACGCGUAACUCAUGGCAAAAUAUACAAUGUCAUCUCCAAUAUGAAUGUACACAAUGUCAUCGAACACAGCGACAGUGAUUUAUCCACAACUACAUUCUAUACAACACCGCUUAUAUCCACAUACCUGGUGGCAUUCGUUGUCUCUAAUUUCGGUUUUAUCUCUGAAGAAUAUCGCAAUAUUACCCAGCGAUUGUAUACGCCACCCACCAGCAAAAAUAAAGGCUUGAAACAACUUAAAUUUGCCAUACGCACUUUGGCGGUCAUAGAGGAUUAUUUGGGCAUUCCCUAUCCAUUGAAUAAACUCGAUCAUAUUGCUUUGAAUAAAAACUAUGGUGCGGCCAUGGAGAAUUGGGGUCUCAUCACCUACAAGGAAGACUAUUUACUUUUCAAAGACAGCGAUAAGCAUCAGAUGGUCAAGGACACCAUGACAAUUGUCCAUGAGGUAUCACAUCAAUGGUUUGGUGAUUUAGUGUCGCCCGAAUGGUGGUCAUAUGCCUGGUUAAAUGAAGGUUUUGCUACAUAUUUUGCUCAUAUCUUUAUAGAUUUGCUUCAUCCCGAGUACAAGAGCAUGGAAUAUUUUUUAAUUGAAACUGCCGAUAGAGCCUAUAGUUAUAAUGAAUUUAAUAUGAAUCCUCAUCCCAUGACACAUUAUGUGGAGACUGAGCGUGAUAUAACAAUGAUAUUUGAUAUUAUAUCUUAUUCGAAAGCCGCCUGUGUCAUACGAAUGUUCCAUCAUGCCUUCAACCAGAAAACAUUUGUGCGUGGCAUUCAUUCGUUUUUGAAGAAAUAUCAGUACUCGGUGGCCAAUGAAUUGCAAUUGUUCGAUUGCCUGCAAAAGGCUAUCGAAGAAGAUCCUACUCUACAAAAUGCCGAAUGGGUGUCGUCGGUGAGCAAUAUAAUGGUGUCAUGGACUCAUAGCAAAUGGAUACCGAUAGUAAAUGUCAUACGGAACUAUGAAGAUAAUACCAUAACAAUAAAACAACGUUCGAAAAAUCCCAACUAUCAAGAGCACUGGUGGAUACCCUUGAAUUUUGCCACUGCAUCCAGUCACAAUUUCAAUCGAACUACUGUGGAUUAUUUUAUGCCACCCAUUCAGGAAGUUACCUUAAAUCUGUCAGACUUUGGCAUAGAAUUGAAAGCUGAUGAUUGGUUGGUGGUUAAUAAACAGCAGACUGGUUUCUAUCAUGUUAUGUACGAUGAUGAAAAUCUACGCAAAAUUGCUCAUGCUUUGCAGCACGAUCAUUUGAUCAUACAUGAGUUUAACAGAGCGGAUUUAUUUCAAAAUCUUCAUUCUCUUAUAGAACACAAUGAAUUUUCUAUAGAUGUUAUUUUUGAAUUACUUAAGUAUUUAAUCAACGAAGACAAUUUGUUGGUGUGGAAUUUCGUAUCACCCACCGUGGAGCUUUUGGAACGCAAUUUAUAUGGCACUCCCUCUCAUGAGCUGUUCAAGCAAUUCCUUAAACAAAUCAUAGGACCCAUUUAUCACAAGUUAAUCUCUCAUGCUCACACAUCGGGUAAAAUGAUCACUGACAAACUACACACACCGCUUUUGCGUAUGGCCUGUAUUGUGGACUUGCCCGAAUGUUUGGAAUACACCCGACAAUUGGGUUUUGAUUACAUCUUUCAAAAUAUUGAAUUUGAAACAGAUAACAAUGAUUUCUUUGUGACCAAGGACACUGUUCUCUGUUCGGCCUGUAGAUAUUUAUCAAACGAAGAAUUCAAUGCCAUCAUACGUGUAGUUUCGGCUACUGAUCGUAAUACGAAACAAUAUGAAGACAUUUUGUAUAAUUUACGUUGCACCCAAAAUUCUGAACAAAUACGUUACUAUUUGGAUAUUGUUUUUGGUGACAAUUCUACACAAUUCAUACCAAAUCAAAGCGAAAGUCUAAUUUAUGUCGUUUAUCUGUUUCGUACGAAUAUGAUGGCUCGUGGUGUCAUUUGGCAGUAUAUAUCGAAACAUUAUGAGAGUUUGGUGAGAUCACCCUCGUUUGUGGAUAUAUUUAAUAGAAUUGCAGAGUUCGUGCCAACACAUCGACGUAGUCAGUUUUACGAUUUACAUCAUAAAAUUAUGCGCGAACUGAAAUCCAUUGGCGACGAAUACAGCAGCAAUCUAAUAAAGAUUGAUUCGCCGAAAAUUGGCAAAAAAGUGAAAAUGAGUGAAUCAUUUCUGGAGAAAUUUGGCAACGAUAUACACAAUUGGUUGCUGGAAAAUCAAAUGCCACCAACAACUUAUGCCGCUUCCAUGGUGGAUGUGCAACAGCACAACGGUGGAGCACAACGUUUUGGGCAAAUUUUUCGUUUAGCUGGAAAUCUCUAUAGACAAUUGUAUAGUCGUAUAAACAAAUCGAGCUGUUAUACGCAUGUUGUAGUUCGGACGAUCAACAACAUGCAAAGUUAUUUUGUUUUACUUGUGGCUUUAGCCGCCAUAAUCUUGGCCGGGACUGCUGAUUCCGCUUCACCAUUUUCACCACCACUGACGAAUGACGAUAGCGCAGCACAGGAAAAUCCGAAUGCUCGUUUAGAGCAUGCCAAAGAAUAUCUCAACUAUCGUCUACCUAAUCAAACCUAUCCGGAUCACUAUGACAUUGAACUCACCACCAAUGUUCACACAGGCGAUAAGGCCUUCAAGGGUAAAGUGACCAUCGAUGUUGUGGUGCUGGAAACUACAAACGAAAUCGUUAUUCAUGCUCGCCAGCUUAAGGAUUUCAAGACAACUCUUGUAAAUCCAGUUAAUGGUGCAUCAGAAAACUUGAGUUAUGAUUACGAACAGCAACGUGAGUUUCUAACUUUGACUAGAAUAAAUGCAGCUAAAUUUGAAGCUGGUUCCAAAUGGAAAGUUACCAUUGAAUAUACUGGUGAACUACGCACGGAUAAUGGUGGUUUCUAUUUGUCCAGUUAUACUAGUGAGGACGGUGAAAAGCGUUACUUGGCUACAACACAAUUUGAAAGUACUGAUUCCCGUCAUGCCUUUCCCUGCUACGAUGAACCAGCCAAACGUGCCAAUUUCACAAUUACUAUGAAUCACAGUCCCACCUACACAGCCAUUUCGAAUAUGCCCGUCAAUGAAGCACUUUCCAGUCCAGGAAGAACCGUGUUUCUGACAUCCGAUAAAAUGCCCAGCUAUAUAGUGGCCUUUAUUAUAUCAGAUUUUGAACAUUCCGAUGGUGUUUUGAAUGGCUUGCCUCAGCGUGUUUUCUCACAUCCCGGUACUAAACACGAACAGGAGUGGGCUCUAGUUUCGGGUAUGUUGAUUACACAACGUUUGGCUGAAUAUUACGGCGUUGAUUAUAUGUUGCCCAAAAUGGAUCAAGCUGCCAUACCCGAUUUUGCUGCUGGUGCCAUGGAGAACUGGGGCUUGGCCACUUUCCGUGAGGAAUACACAUUGUACAACAAGGAAACCUCUACGGUUUAUACUCAGACCAAUAUUGCUAGACUUAUUGCUCAUGAGUUUUGUCAUUUGUGGUUUGGUGAUUAUGUUGCUAUUCGUUGGUGGUCUUACUUGUGGCUGAAAGAAGGUUUCGCUAGUCUCUUUGCCUACAAAGGAAUGGAUGAUGCUUAUCCUGAAUGGGGUGUUUGGCAAGAUUUCCAUGUUGGUGAGUUUCAAUCAGCUUUGAGUAGAGAUGCUGGCAAUAACCCCAGAGCUAUGACUACUUAUGUGCAAACACCCAGAGAAAUUGAACAGACAUUUGAUACAGUAUCCUAUGCCAAGGCUGGCGCUGUUUUACAUAUGUGGAAUAACGCUUUAACCGAAAAGGUUUUCAAACAAGGUCUCCACAAUUAUUUGACGAUGAACAAAUACGAUUCUGCUGAAGAAGAGCAACUAUUCACUGCUUUGCAAACUGCUGCCAAAGAAGAAAAUUAUAAAAUACCCGCUUCUAUUAGCGAAAUGUUGAGCAGUUGGUCACGCCAGGGUGGUUAUCCCCUAUUGACUGUUACCCGUAAUUAUAUCGAUGGUACAUUCAGUAUUAAACAAGAAGCUUUUUACAAUGAUAACACUUUUAAGAAGCACAAAUCCUGGUAUGUUCCCAUCAACUAUGUUGCUGCUUCGGAUCCAGAUUUCCGCAAUACUGAAGCCACACAUUAUUUGUUGAAGGUGCCCGAAAUUAAUGUAACAGAUGAUCAAAUUGCCAAUGAUGAUUGGUUAAUACUCAAUAAACAAUCUACCGGUUAUUAUCGCAUCAAUUAUGAUGAACAAAAUUGGCAACUUAUCGCAAAUGGUCUUAUUAACAGACCCUUCAGAAUACAUCCUCGUAAUCGUGCUCAACUGAUGCAUGAUGCUUAUCAGUUCAGUGCUACAAAACGUUUGCACCACAACAUUACCUUAAACAUGAUGACCUAUUUGAAACAAGAAGACCAAUAUGCUGCCUGGUCAACUGCCAGUAGCAUAAUCAAUACAUACAAUCGCUAUUUGAGUGGUGAUGUUGAGUAUGAACAUUUCAAGUUCUUUGUAUCCGAAGUGGUGGCACCCAUUUAUGAGAAGUUGGGUAUUAACGAUAUUCCUGGAGACCAACAUUAUCAAAAAUACACACGCAAUCUGGUCAUCAAUUUGGCUUGUUUGGCUGGCAUUAAAGAUUGUUUGAAGGAAACCAACAAUAAAUUGAAGAACUUGGUCAAGCAAAAUACACCCAUUGAAGCCAAUCUACAAUCACCAAUUUAUUGCAAUGGUCUCAAGCAAGCCGGCGAUGAGGAAUUUAACUUUGUCUUUAACAAACUUAUGGAUUCUACAGAUCAAGCUUUCCGUCGCCUGCUUAUAUCGUCCUUGGGUUGUGCUCAAAAUGAGAACCACAUUAAGAAGUUCAUCUACAGCUCAAUUGAUGAGACAAAUAAAUUGCGUUCUCAAGAACGUUACACUCUACUCAGUCCAGUCUAUUCUCGUGGUGAGGUGGGUCUUUUGGCCUCUAUUGAGUUCUUGAACGAAAACUUUAAUGUUUAUGGUAACUUGAAAAGUUCUAUUGGUGGCAGCAAUCCUUUGGAUAAUGAUAUUCGUGGCAUGGCCUCAUAUGUGGUCAACAAGAAACAAGAGGAGGAGCUGUUGGCUUUGGUGGCUAAAGUAAAGAACAGUGAACAUGUUACGACUAAUUUGGAAACGAGUGUAAAGGCUACAAUUAAAGCCAAUUUCGAUUGGUUGGAAUAUAAUCGCAAUCCUCUUAUGUCAUGGUUCGCUCAAUAUCAUGCCGGUGAUGGUGAGGGUGAAGGUGAGGGUGAAGGUGAGGGUGAAGGUGAGGGUGAAGGUGAGGGUGAAGGUGAGGGUGGAAAUGAUGAUGAUGGUAGUGCUAGUCUUACGGUCUCAACUGUUAUGAUGGUUUCGGUUUUCAUCGCGGCUGUAUCCCGUUUGUUUUAAGGAAUUUAGAUAAAUUAUAUGUCUUUUGUUUUUUUUA